GGGCGGCCCGCGGGGCCUGCUAUUAAUACCGCGGCCGCCGAGCCCGGGUCGCUCAGCCAUGGCCAGCCCGGAGCCCCGGCGCAGCGGGGACGGCGCCGCCCAGGCCGCGAGAGAAGCAAGAGCAGAGGCUACGUCUCCUCUUCAGGAGGAGAGUUCUGACUCCCUGUAUGAGGUGGGCGUCUGGAACCCAGAAGUUACUCUGUCUUUGGAGGGGACCUUGAACUUAGAGGACAUUCUCUACCUGGGGGACCCAGGUAACCUUGAUGAGGCCCUGUAUGUGGAAGAGACAGAGAUGCCGGAGGAGACACUGUAUAUUGAGGAGGCCAGGCCACCAGAUGAAGCCCUGUAUGUGGAAGAGCCAGUGAAGCCCGAGGAGACGGUGUGUGUGGAGGAGCCUGCGGAGCCAGGAAAGACCACAAACCCAGAGCAGGUGAUUUAUGGGGGCGAGACUGCCCAGAGCGAGGAGAAACCUAACCUGGAGGAGAGCCUCAGAGCUGGGCCAAGUCCCAGCACAGAGGGAAGCCUGAGCAUAGAGGACCUGGAAUUGCUGGAGGGGCGUUUCCAGCAAUGUGUCCAAGCCGUGGCCCAGCUGGAAGAGGAGAGGGAUCAGCUCAUCCACGAGCUUGUGUUGCUCCGAGAACCAGCCCUACAGGAGGUGCAGCAGGUCCACCAGGACAUCUUGGCUGCCUACAAACUGCACGCCCAGGCAGAGCUGGAGAGGGAUGGGCUGAGAGAGGAUAUCCGGCUGGUCAAGCAGAAGCUGUUCAAGGUGACAAAGGAAUGUGUGGCCUACCAGUACCAGCUGGAGUGCCGACGGCAGGAUGUGGCCCAGUUUGCCGAGCUCCGGGAAGUGCUGACCGCACGGGCAGCCCAGCUCUCAGAGGAACUGGCCCAGCUCCGGGAUGCCUAUCAGAGGCAGAAGGAGCAGCUACGGCAGCAACUCGAAGCACCUCCAAGCCAGAGGGAUGGGCAUUUCCUCCAGGAAAGCAGACGGCUCUCUACCCAGUUUGAGAACCUCAUGGCAGAGAGCCGCCAGGGCCUGGAGGAGGAGUAUGAGCCUCAGCUGCUGCGGCUCCUUGAGAGGAAAGAAGCCGCAGCCAAAGCGCUACAGAAGACCCAGGCCGAGAUCCAGGAGAUGAAGGAGGCUCUGAGACCCCUGCAAGCAGAGGCCAGGCAGCUCCAUCUGCAAAACAGGAACCUGGAGGACCAGAUCACCCUCAUGAGGCAAAAACGAGACGAGGAGGUGCAGCAGUACAGGGAACAGCUAGAGGAAAUGGAAGAACGACAGAGGCAGCUAAGAAGCGCGGUGCAACUCCAGCAACAGAAGAACAAAGAGAUGGAGCAGCUAAGGAUCAACCUUGCUGAAGAGCUCUCAGCUUACAAGGCUAUGCUACCAAGGAGCCUGGAACAGGCUAACGCUCCCACUUCUGAGGCAGGGGGAAUUGAGACACAGUCACAAGGGGCUGUUUAGAAACCUAUGGCCGAAUCUGUAACUGAGAAACAACAGAAAAACAUUUCCUAGCAAAGGAUCACUAAGUAUCCUUUGGACAGACUUUUUUUUCCAAAUAGAGAAGGGAGUGCCAGGGACUUGGCAAGCAGUUCUGGGGAAGUUACAAAUACUGGCUGACCUGUUUAAAAAGAUUCUAGGGCUGGCUGGAGGCAGAACACUAUCAAUCAGCUCUUGGCUGGAUUCUGUUUUGUAAGCUUCUGGUACUGAUCUCAGCGGACUGAAGAAUAUAUAAAUGUGCCUAUCACCCAGAAGCAACCCUCCACGUGGCACUGAGUAAAGGAUGAAUGUAUGGACACACCCACCUUGCAGUGCUGUGAAGAAUGUUAUCUUACCUUGUAUUGACCCAAACCAAAAACCUCUUCAGGAACACAGAUGGGGUCAAAGACAGCAGAUUUUCAUUACAGUUGACACUUGAACAACAUGGGGGUUAAUUUGCAUAUAACUUAGUUGGUCCUUGGUAUCUGAGGUUCCUCCACAUUCAUGGAUUCAACCAACCACUGACGGUGUAGUACUGUGUGACAUUUACUAUUGAAAAAUAUCUGUGUAUAAGUGGACCUGCACAGUUCAAACCCACGUUGUUCAAGGGUUAACUGUAUAUGGGUUUACAAUUUUAACUUUUAUGCCAUGAGUGUUAAGACUUUAAAUGAAUUCCUUUACAAAGUUUACUUUUCUUUAAGUCUGUGCUGACUCAUGUAGAUUAUGUGUCAAUUUUCACUAUACUCUAAAAGAACUACUGACUUACAGAAAAGAACCAAUCCAGAUUUGAACUUAAAGCUUACGGAUAUUCAGAUUUCUCCAAACACCUUACCUCAUGACAAUGAUGUGGGGUGAGAGCAAUCUACUCAGUUUAACUGGGUGAUUGGCAAGGAACCAGAAGUUUUAUCUGGUUAUGGCACUUGGCUUUCAAGAGCCUACUUUCCUAACCUCUAACUAUAGGCCCCCAGUGAAAAACAUACUGGGGAGAUUCAACCUCUCUCUGAGAAAAGGUCAAACACCUUUUCCAAAUUUAAACUUUGCCUUAAAUUCUCUGCCACACUGCCUUUGAUGUUCUUGAAAGUCCAUGUAGUUCUUAGAGAGAGACUUCAAAAAUGUGUUAUUUUAUCAAAGACUAAUCUGUGCACCUCUGAUUCAGUAUUUUAUGUCUUUCACUUUCCCUGGGAAGGAGUAAAGCUCUUUUCUAUACUUCUGGGUCUAUUAUAUUUAAUUCUGCUCUUGGUUGUCAGAGAUCAUAGAAAACAACUGUCAUCUGAACAACUCUUCUAGAAGCCAGAGACUGGUGUUUGAUGGAUGUUACAUACUAAAUAAAACCCAUCAGCAUGGGGUUAUGUAGAAAAGCAAUUUAUUCCAUUAUAAGCACUUACACAGUUAGUCAUGGAGAGUAACAGGCCUGCUGGUGAAACAGGUCACCCAGAAUAAGAGACGGUAUCGAACUAGUGGUCAAGGACUAACUCCUAAAAAAAAAAAAAAAGCAACUCUUAUCCAGGAUUAAUUUAAUUUUAAAAACAAAUACAA
This is a messenger RNA of Camelus dromedarius (Arabian camel), 3022 nucleotides long. RefSeq names its product syncoilin, intermediate filament protein (gene SYNC). The transcript is spliced from 5 exons. Gene Ontology annotation, biological process: intermediate filament-based process. The record is from RefSeq and is a predicted model, not a curated record. NCBI's taxonomy places the organism in Eukaryota, Metazoa, Chordata, Mammalia, Artiodactyla, Camelidae. Bases 59 to 1471 code for a protein of 470 amino acids. Gene Ontology annotation, cellular component: sarcolemma; Z disc; neuromuscular junction.